CUCUUUUAUUCUUUCUGCCUUUGGUCGACUGACUUUCGCUAGAUUUAGAAAAGAGUUUUGCGUUGUCUCCGGUUUUUUUUUUGUUGAUUUCCUCUCUCCUCAACCAUGGCGAUUGACGAACAACUGCUGAUGCAAGUGGCUCAGGCGCAGCAUACGCAACGCAAGAACGUCUCGGUUGAAGUGGUCCAGCAACUUGCCAAGGGAAAGAUUCCUUCGAUGGACGAUGUCCGGUUUGCGGCAACCAAGUUGAAUGCAUCCAUUGAGACGCACCGUGGCGAGGUCGAGUCCAAGUCUGGCCGCAAGAUGCUCGCGGAUUUGGAGCGCCUGCUCACGACAGCCACGAGCCUCCUCGACGCGCACGACUUGCAGCAGGAGCUCAAGAAGCUCACCACUCACAUCCGCGAAUCGGUGGAUGCUGUCGGCGGCAUCAAGGGCUUCAGCAACGAGGUCGAAGGCGAGGUCGAUCUGGAACGCGAAGCUGAAGAGGCCGAGGCGAUUGCUCGUGGUGUAGGUCAGGAAGACCGCGAAAAGAUGAAGCGCCAGCGCGCCCAGUUCCGCGCCCUGUCCAAGAGCUUCCGUGUGUUUGGUGGCCUGUUGUUCCGCUCUGCAGACUUCCGCCGCGGAGUGACCACCUUGGCCAAGGCCGUGAUUGAGGCGCUGACUGCGAAAGACCUGGACACUUUGAACAUGGACUCUUGGAACUCGUCGCUGGAAGUCUCGGGGGGCAAGGGCAAAGCGAGGGCGUAUACCGUCGAGGAGCCCGACGAUCAGCCAGCUAGCACCUCACGCAUGGCUGGCGGAGUUCAGGACUCGGACAUGAGCGACGAGCUGAGACUGGAGGGCAAGGACCGCGCGGCGAUUCGCGCCUUGUCGACCCCAGGCGGUGCAAGCAGCAAGCGCUCGCAUCACUUUUCCUCCACCAUGUCGGACGAGCAGGUCGUGCAGGCUGUCAUGGAGGUCAUGGAGAUGAUUGCGCAGCGUCCCGAGAUGCGCCGUGGCAUUGACGCCUUCUUCCAGAUCUCCGAGCAGGUCUGGGACGACUUUGCCAAGUCCAAGUUCAGCCUUACCACCACGUUUGGUGCGUCGGCGGGCGUGGGCGUUGAAGCCGGUCCCUCGAUGGAAAAGCGCAAGACCGAGCUGUCCAAGCACUUGCACAAGGUGCGCGCCGACCUUCUGAACGUGUUUGCGUGCCUGGCGCGCGGCCGCUCGAUUGAGCAGUUUGCCGCGGCCAUCGAGAGCCUGUCGCAGCGCAUUGCCUCGGACGAGGAUGUCAAAGUUUUGAUCGACAGCAUCAAGUCGCUGCUGGACGUGCUCACGCGCGAUCCUGACAUGUACCGUCGCCCAAACGACGUGCAGUACGCACGCGAGCGCAUUCGCGCAACCCUGACCCGCAUCCGCAUGAUGGGCAACCGCUACCGACAACACCCGACCUUCGAGACGGCAGAGCGCGAGGGCCGUGUGUUGCUCGAUGCGAUUCGCACCAACGAGCGCCUGAUUCACUUGGCGCAGGACGUGUACGCACUAGCCGGCGACUUUGUCUACUCUGAUCGCCACGACAAGACGCACUUUGACCUGACCACCAUCUCGCACAUUCGCAACGUUGUUGCCUCGAUUGUGAUGGACCAGCUGGACUUUUUGCCGCUCCCGGCGAUGAGCGGCUCGUCCAAGAAGAUUGACUGGGCCGUGGACAACCUCACCAUGUCGGCGCGCGACAUUCUGCCCGAGCACAUUCACAUCCAGACGCUCUCGGACACGGACUUGAGCCUGUACUCGCUGUCGACGGCUCCCAACGAGACCAUCAUCAAGGUGGACAUUGUCGGCCUCUAUGCCAAGCUGCGCAACGUGUGCUUUGCCAUCGAGAAGAAGAACUGGCCGCGCAGGAGCGACAGUGGCACGGUGGAUGUUGCCAUUGGCGGCGAGGGCGGUCGCCUGACCCUGUGGCUGCGCACCCUCAAGACCCCCGGCUUGCCUGCGCUGUUCACGGGCGUGACGGUGGACUUUGUGAUCUCGGACCUGACUCUGGCCUUUGGCACGGAUGUCAACCAUCCGCGCAUGCUCGGCAGCCGUGGCGUGCGCCGCCGCAUCCGCCACGCCAUCGAACGCAGCGUGAUUGAGCGCAGCACGGAAAUGAUUGGCGAGUUUUGCGGUGUGCUCAACCGCGCCAUGUUCAGCAUCAGUCGCAAGCUCCGCGAGAAGGCCUCGCAGGACGGCAACGUUGCCGCGGUCUUUGCCACCAAGCUCAUCUCGGGCAAGGCUGCGGCCUCCGUGCCGUUUGAAAUGUUUCGCGCUUCAAAGGUGGAUAACCACGGUGCUCAGCCCUUCAAUCGUGGACCUCUUCCUGUAGAAAAGAUGCUCGAGCGACUCGAGCACAUUCCGCAAAAGCGGGUCACCAUUGACCAGCGGCCGUCCAUCUUUGCCGAACCUGGUCGCGCCACCAUCCAAGCUGACCAGCAGCAGCAGCAGCAGCAGCAGAGCAUUUCGCGUGCACAGUAAAAACCAAUCAAAAGCUUUGUCUUGUUGUUUUUGCGAAAUUGCCAAUUCUUGUUUGUGUGUCGUGCAAAAAUGUGCUUUCGAGCGUUGUUGUGCUUUGCUGUUGCUUUUCAGUGUUUGGGUUCUGAAUGCUAUGAUUGAAAAGUGCUCUCGUGUUUUGAUUUGUGGAGCGAUGGUGUUGCAUUUGGUUGUAGAUUUCUGUGGCUGAAAAACAAAACGCUCUUUCAAAGUUCACCCUUCGCGUCUUUUGAUCAGCAUUGGCAUCCAACCCACUUCCAAUGUAAACUUGCGCUUUUACGAAAUGAUUGCGUCCGUUUUGCAAUUAGCAACUUGAACAAAUCAAUCAAAUUUGAAUCAGAAUUUCCAUUAAAAACGAAA
Capsaspora owczarzaki ATCC 30864 is the source of this 2868-nucleotide messenger RNA. RefSeq lists its product as hypothetical. The transcript is spliced from 3 exons. Bases 106 to 2493 code for a protein of 795 amino acids. The record is from RefSeq and is a predicted model, not a curated record. NCBI's taxonomy places the organism in Eukaryota, Filasterea, Ministeriida, Capsasporidae.